Oncorhynchus keta (chum salmon) is the source of this 4481-nucleotide messenger RNA. Its product is annotated as oxysterol-binding protein-related protein 2-like. The record is from RefSeq and is a predicted model, not a curated record. Gene Ontology annotation, cellular component: membrane; cytosol; intracellular membrane-bounded organelle. The transcript has 14 exons. Lineage: Eukaryota; Metazoa; Chordata; Actinopteri; Salmoniformes; Salmonidae. The coding region runs from base 289 to 1707 and encodes 472 amino acids. Gene Ontology annotation, molecular function: cholesterol binding.
GAUACCCGAUUGGCCGGUUGUUAAUAAGACCGCCCCUGUGGUCACCUACUUCCGCUUCUGUGUCAAUUCACACCGUUUUGUGGUCCUCCUGUCGCCUCAAAUUAAGUCAAACGUUACCAGGUGUCCCAACGCUUCAGGUUUGCUGUGUGAGCUGCUGCCUUUUCUGACGUGGUUGCGGAGGAGGAAGUUGCCGUGCCAGAGACCAGUGAGGCCCGCUAUAGGGACCAUGUUCUAGAGGCUCACCUCCCUCUCCGAUAGCACCUGGAGGUCCGGCUUUGACCCUGUACAAUGAACAACGAUGAUGAAUUCUACGACGCCGUAACAGGCUUGGACUCUGAUGAGUCGUAUGAAGGCGCGUCGGAGGCCAGUUUUAAAGACGCAGGGGUGUACGAUGUCACCCCGAGGAGCAAUGGCUCCACGUCACCGGAGAACGGAAUCACGAAGCGCAGGACAACGCUACCUGCCCCAAUGUUCUCCAGGAACAACUUCAGUGUGUGGGGCAUUCUGAAGAAAUGCAUUGGACUGGAGCUGUCCAAGAUCACCAUGCCCAUCGUGUUCAACGAGCCCCUGAGCUUCCUCCAGCGGAUCACAGAGUACAUGGAGCACACAUACCUCAUCAACAAAGCCUGCUUGCUGUCCGACUCCAUAGAGCGCAUGCAGGCGGUAGCUGCUUUUGCCGUGUCGGCCGUGGCAUCGCAGUGGGACAGGACUGGAAAGCCCUUCAACCCUCUGCUAGGAGAGACCUAUGAACUAACGCGCGAGGACCAGGGCUACAGGCUGAUCUCGGAGCAGGUCAGCCACCACCCCCCUGUCAGUGCCUUCCAUGCUGAGAGCCUGGUCGGGGACUUUGUCUUCCAUGGCUCCAUCUACCCCAAACUCAAGUUCUGGGGCAAGAGUGUGGAGGCUGAGCCCAAGGGAACUAUCACACUAGAACUCCUCAAGCACGGUGAGGUCUAUACGUGGACCAACCCUUUCUGCUGUGUACACAAUGUCAUCCUGGGCAAACUGUGGAUCGAGCAGUAUGGCACUGUAGAAAUCCUCAACCACAAUACUGGAGAUAAGUGUGUGCUGAACUUCAAGCCGUGUGGCAUGUUUGGGAAGGAGCUGCACAGGGUGGAGGGCUACAUUCAAGAUAAGAGUAAAAAGAAGCUUUGUGUGAUCUAUGGGAAGUGGACCGAGUGCAUGUGGAGCGUGGACCCCCAGACGUACGAGUCCAACAAGAAGGCUGAGAAGAAGGCAGACUCUAAGAAACAGAAGAGUCCGGAGGAGCCUGAAGGGGUCGACGGCGACGAUGCAGACAACAUGCCUGAGGUCCUGGAGACGGUAGCUGUGAUCCCUGGCAGCACCCUGCUGUGGAGGAUAUCGUCACGACCCCAACACUCUGCUCAGAUGUAUAACUUCACUAACUUUGCCAUGUCACUGAAUGAGCUGGAGCCUGGUAUGCAGGCCACCCUGGCCCCCACAGACUGCCGCCUGCGGCCCGACAUCAGAGCCAUGGAGAACGGAGAUAUGGAUCAGGCCAGUCGAGAGAAGGCGAGGCUGGAGGAGAAACAGAGGUCGGCGCGGAAAGACCGUUCCAAGGACGAGGAGGAAUGGUCCACUCGAUGGUUCCAGUCAGGUACAAACCCCUACACGUCCUCUCAGGACUGGCUCUACAAAGGGGGCUACUUUGAUAGAAAAUACUCUGACCUUCCUGAUAUCUACUGAUCCAGGGGGGGGUUCUAUGAACACCUUCUGAACCAACCCCCUGCCCCCCGGCACGCCCCUGUUCUAAGCACCACACGGUCUCCCGUUGGAACUCUGAAGCGGUGAUAGCCUCUCCUUGUACAACACAUGCGUCUGUGUUAGCACAACCCUCUCCUCCCCAGUCUCCUGACAGUGAUGAAAGGGAACGGUCAACGGUGAAAUCAGGGAUGUGAAUGCUCCUUUGACUGAUAACGGGUUCUUUGGGACAUGUUGGUGGCAGCACAGGCGGAAGCAGACAUGAACAGAUACUGAGUCUGGAGGAGACUGUUUAGUUCUUGAACAGGAGUGCAUUGUGGGUACCCCUCCCUAUCAGACCUGGGUUGAGUACCUAUUUCAAAUAUUCAAAAUACUUGAGCUUGAUUUAAAUUGUUUGGCAUGUGGAGUUUGCACUUUUGGAAUGAUUUCAUUGGUUCCGUUGCACCUGACAAGCUAAACAAAGCACACCUGGAGUAUUCCACCCAGGUCUGGCUGUCCCCUAUAUACGUCCAGAGGACAAGCUUCUCAUCACUGUAAUGUAACCUGUAUGUAUAGAUAAGAAUGAUCAUGUGACCAUAUAGGCCAAUCACACACAUCUAGCUACAUUGGCCACUGCUCAGUCUGUGAAUACAGCCCCUGAUUCGGGCAGUCGGCUAGUAAUUCCCCCAUCACAAAAUAUUCCUUUUGUUACUCUUCUGCAUGGCUUUUGGCUAGCUAGCUAACAGUGUUAGCUACCCCUGGCUCUGUGGCGGUGGACCUACCGUACGUUUGGCCCGGCUGCUGUUGUUUACCUAGUCAGUCAAUUUAGAGUGUUCUCGUAAUCACGAGUAAGAAAAUAAACAAUGAGCGUUACUAAGAUUGUAAGAAGAGUAUAAUAGGUACCAGAGGAGGCUGGUGUGGGAGCUAUAGGAGGAAGAGCUCAUUGUAAUGGCUGGGAUGGAAUUAUUGGAACGGUAUCAAACGCGUCGAGCAUAUGGAAAUCACGUUUGACUCCAUCCCAGACAUUACAAUGAGCUCGUUCUCCUAUAGGCCCUCCCACUAGCCUCCACUACGGUGUGUGUGAGUGUGUGUAUGAAUGACCGUACAGAAUCUUAAGCCAUAUGGUUCCUUUUAACUACAGGUAUAACUGGCAAGGGUGGUUUGCUGUGCGUGCAGUCAUUUGGCUAUGAAUAAAUGAAUUGAUAAUUGUUACCUCAAGAACUAAAUAAUAGUUAUCGCCAGAGCAUGAUAAAGCAUUUUUCAUGUAAGAUAUACAUGUAUGUAAAUACCUACUUUUUUAUAAAUAUAGCUAGCUAAUCUUCAUAAUACUGUCCAACCAGCUCAAAGUGAAUUUGGAAUUGAAUGGAAUUCUAGCCUAUAUGAAGUAGAAGUCAUUGUGUAAUAUUACCAGCUUCCCUUGUAAGCAUAUUGUUGCCUUCCUCGUGUUAGGAACUCUUAGUGGCUUUAAAACCACACACUCUCACAUCACCAAUCUCUUUCACAACGACGAGCCAUUAUGUGGAAGUUCUUAUUUAUAAGAGACUGUGGCAUUUCAUCUUUUUUUUUUUUAAAUUUUUUUUAAACAGAUAUUCACACUCAUGCAAUAUACGAUAGGGGUAUAUAUUUAUUUUUGGGUGGGAUUCAUGUGCAGUUAAUUGUACUGCGGUGAACAUUUAGCCUUGUAGAUUAGAUCUGCAUGCAUGAAUCAAAGUGUAAACCAACUCCAGAGCAGAAACGCGGACUUUCAAAGCAGCAGACGACUCUCUAGUGUCUGUCUAGUGAAACAUGUUAUGUUGACCAUUGGGAAUGCUCUUCAUGCGAGUCCAAACGGAAUCUCUUGACGUUAUACGAUAUUGAAAUGUAGGGGGAUUUAGUUUGGAUUUACCAUGUUACACUGUGCAUUUGAAACGACUGUCAAAAUCUAUGCAACCAACCAAUAGCGCUUAGUGUCUCUGUAUACCUUUUACAUGUAUAAUAACACACAUAAAUACUUUAGUUUUGUCACCGGCAAGGCAAACCGACAUUUAGAUGACUGUAUUGGCAGCUUCCUUGACUGUAGAUGAGCCCAUCUCAUAAGUGAUUGUGUCCAUUUGGUUUGUGGAUCACCAUGGUAGAGUCUCUUAAGUAAAGAGUGUAAAGAUGACCUGACAGUUUAGAGCAAUUUGAUCUUGACGGAGUAUUUGUGCCUCUCUCGCCUCAGUUUGCUACUUAUUUUUUUUUUUUUUUUUUUUUUUUUUAGCCCGACACGUCACAAAAUUACGUCUAUAGCUUUAACAACGGUCUUUUUUGUUGUUGUGGAAUGGCUGGUGGUUUGAGAAAUGGGCAACGGAAUGUGGCAAAAAGAUACGGCGAACCAAGAAGCCUUGCGUUGUGUCUUAGGUUGAUUGAUAUGUUGUUUUUUUCCCCAGGGUUUAUACUUAGUGCCUAAAUUUAAGUAAGCCAAUUUUCUGAACCCUUUUUUUUAUUAGAAUUUUUUUUUUUUUACCUGCAUUUCGUUUAAUAUUUAAGGUGUUUUUAGGUUUAUCAGAUGAGUUUUUGGCCCGUUUUGUUUUUCUAACCCAUCGCUCUAUACAGUACUUUAUUUUUGUCCAUAACACUUUGAAAUGUUUAGGUCAGAAGAAGUGUCCGUUUUUUUUCACCGUGUGUACAGGAAAUGUAUGUAAAACUGAUCACUACUUCGGGUUGUGUCCACACACUUCAUCACAUUUCAUCAAGUUCUAAUUUGUUAACUAGCAACUUUAAGACUAAUGCACCAACAUUAAAAAAAAAUUAGAUUUUAA